GCUCUAUCUCGCUCUCUGUCCGGGCAGAGGUCCCGUGUGUGCGCGGCUCCGGACGGGCCUUUAGUCCGUGCGCUCCCGACACCGUCAUUUUAAAAUGGCGCCAAAGAUUAACCAGUGGAUCUGUGGCGGAGCUGCGUCUCCGUCCCGCCGGGUUAGCUGACCCUCCUCACCGCCCUCCUCCGCACCUUCCACCCGCGGGUCAACCCUCGGACUCCAGUGCCCUGAGGCCGGAGCUCUGCAGACCGACGACAAUGAAGAGAAGCAGAAACCCCAGCAGCAGCGAUGACUCUGACAAUGAAAGUAACUCUACCUGCUGGUCCCAGCAUUCAUCACAGCCGAGGAGGGGCACCGGACAGAAACCCUCCGAGGUUUUCAGGACCGACCUGAUCACGGCCAUGAAGGUUCACGACUCGUACCAGCUGACCACAGAGGAGUACUACGUCCUCGCCGACCAGUGGAGGCAGGAGUGGGAGAAGGGCGUCCAGGUCCCCGUCAGCCCCCAGUCCAUCCCGGAGCCCGUCGCCAGGACGCUGACAGAGAAAGGGAAGGAGGUCAUGUUUGUGAAGCCAAAGAAGCUCAUCCGGACGUCGGGCGCCGAGGCGUUGGGCUACGUCGACAUCCGGACACUGGCUGAAGGGAUGUGCCGCUACGACCUGAACGAGGAAGACGUGGCCUGGCUGCAGAUCAUCAACGAGGAGUUUGCAGAGAUGGCGAUGCCUCUGCUGGACGAGAUCACCAUGGAGCGGGUGAUAGAGGAGUUUGAGCACCGCUGCCACGAAAACAUGACGCACGCCACGGAGACGGAGGAGGGUUUGGGCAUCGAGUACGACGAGGACGUGGUGUGUGACGUGUGCCGGUCGCCUGACGGGGAGGACAACAACGAGAUGGUGUUCUGCGACAAGUGCAACAUCUGCGUCCACCAGGCGUGUUACGGCAUCCAGAAAGUCCCGAAGGGCAGCUGGCUGUGCCGGAUCUGUGCCCUCGGCAUCCUGCCCAAAUGUCAGCUGUGUCCCAAGAAGGGUGGAGCCAUGAAACCGACCCGAAGUGGAACCAAGUGGGUCCACGUCAGCUGUGCCUUGUGGAUUCCAGAGGUGAGCAUCGGGAAUCCAGAGAAGAUGGAGCCGAUCACCAACGUGUCCCACAUCCCCAGCAACAGAUGGGCUCUGAUCUGCUGCCUGUGCAAAGAGAAGAGAGGAGCGUGUAUUCAGUGCUCAGCUAAAAACUGCCGGACUGCCUUCCACGUGACGUGCGGCCUCCACGCCAGCCUUCAAAUGAACACCAUCCUCACUGAGGACGACGAGGUCAAGUUCAAGUCGUACUGCCCCAAACACUCUGGGAUCGAGGGCGUAGAGUCCAGAGACGGAGACUCGGGAGACGAGGAGGAGAAGGUGUGUGUCAGAGACAAGAAGGGCAGGAGGAGAGGCAGGGUGAGAGGGGAGGAAGACGCCGCCGCCUCCUCCUCCUCUUUGUCGUCCUACGUGGCGCCUCAGCUCGUGGACAGAGCGUCCAGCGACGCGGAGGCUCUGAGCAGCCGCCAGCUGGAGAAUCGAGUCAACCUGCGCAAGCUGAAACUGCAGGAGAUGGAGGAGGAGUUCUACCAGUUUGUGGAGGUGGAGGAGGUGGCCAGUCACCUGAAGCUGCUGCCGGAGGUGGUGGACUUCCUCUACCAGUACUGGAAGCUGAAGCGCAAAGCCAACUUCAACCAGCCGCUCCUCACGCCCAAGAAGGACGAGGAGGAGAGCCUGGCACGCCGCGAGCAGGAGGUGCUGCUGCGACGCCUGCAGCUCUUCACGCACCUCCGCCAGGACCUGGAGAGGGUUCGUAACCUGACCUACAUGGUGACUCGGAGGGAGAAGAUGAAGCGCUCGCUGUGGAGAGUCCAGGAGCAGAUCUUCCAGCACCAGGUCAAGCUGCUCGACCACGAGCUGCUCACAGGAGAUCCUUCAGCGAAGGACCUGGAGGAGCUCUUCUCUCUGAGCUGGUUGAACUCUCAGGGCUCCAAGUCUCGCUCCUCCUGGAGCCACGCUGGACUCAAAACCAAACGAGGCUCUUUGAAGCAGGAGAGAAGGAAAAGCACCGACAGGAGGAGCUUCUCUGACUCACCACACGUUCACAAGAAGGAGAAUCUGAGCAAACCGCCGGAGACGAAGGACGUUAAGAGUUCCAGAGUCAAAGAGGCUGCAGGCGACGGCCAAAUCCAAAACUCUGAGAUCAGUCCGGAGUUUCUUUUCCCAAAGCUCAAGAAGUCAGAGGUCGUUCAGGAGGCGAUCGCUCUCAAGCUGCACAAACCUGAGAGCAGGAAAGCUCCCAGGAGAGAGGCCACGGGGAUCGAACCCGAGACACUGACCAGAGGGAGACGAGACAACGACCACGAGCAGGAGGAGAGGAGGAGGAAGAGGAGGAGCGAGGUGGAAGAGAACGUCUCCAGUCAGGUCAAGAACAAGUUCGGGGCAAAACAUCUGGAGAAAACCGUUUCCAUCCGGCUGGUGGACAUCAGGAGCUCCGACGCCGACGACUACUUCAUAGACGAAGGAUUGACCAGGAGAAGCCCCGCCUCUCUGGAUGUGACAACCAACACUAAGUUUCACAGAGCCGCCGUCGGGUCCGACGCCAAAACCAACGUGUGGCUGAGGAGAACCCCGGCGAGCGGCUCCCACUCGUCCCACGGGUCUGUCAGCCACAUCCGAGGCUGGGGGAAGUUCAGGAUCCCGAAAAGGAGCGAGCGACCUCUGACGAUGAAGGAGGAGGCGGAGCAACGCAAGCCGCUGCUGAGGCCGCUGACCAACACGCCGGAGCCGCCGUACGCCAGAACACGACUCCGCACGGGGACGGAGAGCGACGGCUACGCCUCCGACUCCAAACCGAGCGACGGCGAGGUGGAGCCCUGUUUGAAACGAUGCCACUCCCACCAGCUGAGGGGCGACUCGUCUCUCAGCCGCCGCUACGGCUCUGACAUCAUCCGGCGAGGCGUGCUGGCGUCCUGAUGGAGGAGAGACACUCUGAGAAUAAGCUGCACUGUGUUGGUGGGAAGAGAACGACGGUCGCUCUUUGUACCUUUAUUUUUCUCGAUGAAUCCUAAAAUGCCUAGAAUAAAAACAGAGCUGAUAUUUAUUUUUUAUUUGUAAAAUAUGUAAAACUGG
Molecule: messenger RNA, 3140 nt
Organism: Paralichthys olivaceus (Japanese flounder)
Lineage: Eukaryota; Metazoa; Chordata; Actinopteri; Pleuronectiformes; Paralichthyidae
Gene: jade1
Product: jade family PHD finger 1
Biological process (GO): regulation of transcription by RNA polymerase II
Cellular component (GO): histone acetyltransferase complex
Source: RefSeq, a predicted model, not a curated record